CGGCGGCGGAAGAGGGCGGAGGGUAGUGGGAUGGGGGGUCCCGCGGCAGCGCUGACACUCCGGGUGGGCGUCCAUGCCGCUGCUUGGCUGACAGGGCUGUGAGCAACCUCCUCUCGGCUUUCACCAACUCCCCGUCAGAAUAGCCGGUCCUUCCCGGGGAGCCAGUUCCUCCCCGGGCCCCAGAGCCAUGCCCAUCGCGGCCGCCCCGGACGAGCCAGGUGUAAAUUAAUUAUUUGAAAGCAGUUAAACAAUGGAGCCAGACAUCAUUCGAAUGUACUCUUCAUCCCCACCACCACUAGACAAUGGAGCCGAGGAUGAUGAUGACGAUGAAUUUGGGGAAUUCGGUGGGUUUUCAGAAGUUAGCCCUUCUGGUGUAGGGUUUGUUGAUUUUGAUACCCCAGAUUAUACUCAUCCCAAGGAAGAGUUUGUACCUUCAAACCAUUUUAUGCCAAUUCAUGAUUUCUCAGAAAAUGUAGAUAGCCUUACAAGCUUUAAGCCCAUUAAAAAUGGCAAUGAUAAGGACAUCACUGCCGAACUUUCUACUCCUGGGAAAGGACAGUCUGAUGUUUUACUUUCUGCCACCAGCAAAGAAAUAAUUCCAUCUAAAAUUUUAGAUACUUCCAUUGAUGGUGUGGAAAGUCUGGGAGAUUUAAAUAAAGCAGUGGAGCAGAGACAGAAUGUUGAAACACCUGAAAGUUUCUCUCCGGGAGAUUUUAGAACUGAUACGAACGUUGUUCAUCAAAACAAGCAGUUAGAGAGCUGCAAUGGUGAAAAUGCUCCUUGUCUGGAGAUUCUAACAAAUGGGUUUGCAGUGUUGGAAACUGUAAAUCCUCAGGGAACAGAUGAUCUGGACACUGUAGCCGACUCAAAGGGACUAAAGCCUCUUAGCACUCAGAGCACUGAGUAUAAUUUUGACUCUGCACCUAGUCCUGCUGAGGAAUUUGCAGAUUUUGCCACAUUUUCCAAAAAGGAAAGGAUACAACUAGAAGAUAUAGGAUGUACAGUUUUAAAUGAUAGAGAAGCACUAACUGUUCAGGAAAACAAUAAAAUUAACAGAGUCAGUGAACUGAGUUCUGUGAAAGAAGUGUCUUUGGACAGAAGCUUUGACAACAAAGGAGACGCUGAUGGAGAGAAGCAGGUUUGUGUGUCAGAAGUAAGCACAGUGAGUAACAGAGGGUUCAGUGUUGAGAAACAAGGCCCUACAACACUGCAACAGGAUGAAUUGUUAAAUUCUAGUGCUUUGUCAAACACUUGGAGCUCGGUAGACACAGCUGAUAAUUCAGAAGCCAGUAGGAGAGAACAGUGUGAAACUGAGGAAGAACUUGAUUUAUUUACUUCUAAAUGUGCUGACCUAUGCAUGGAUUAUAUUAAAACUAAUGAUGCUGAUAAUGAAGUUGGUUCUUCCAAAGAAGAAAUUAUAAAGUUUACUAUUUCCCAAAGCCCCGGCAUCGAUCCCACAGAAGAAAAUGUUUUAGAUGAUUCUAUAAGUAUAAAAAAUGGUGACAGUAGUAACGACUUUGUGACUUGCAAUGAUACAAACGAGGAUGAUUUUGGUGACUUCGGCACAGCCAGUGGCACAACUCCACCUUUUGCUCCUGGCACUCAAGAUUCGAUGAGCGACAUCACUUUUGAAGAGUCCUCAGAACACUUUCCACAUUCUAGUGAACCAGGUGAUGACUUUGGGGAGUUUGGGGAUACAAGUAUUGUUUCUUGCCAAGAAGAAAUUAUAUUUACAGAGUCAGACCUAAAACAGACUACUGAUAGUUUAUCAGAAGGAUGUCAGUUGGCAAGAAAGUCUACUGGGGCAGGCGUUGAACCUGUUUCAGAACUGGAAAAUGGGCAAGAAGGUGAGUUUGGAGAUUUUGAUUCUGUGCCAAAUAUUCAAGAUGACUGCAGUGCUUUUCAAGAUUCAGAUGAUUUUGCGGACUUCAGUUCAGCUGGUCCUAAUCAAGUUGCAGAUUGGAAUGCUUUUGAGGAUGGACAGAAAGAGAGUUGUUCUUGGGCUGCUUUUGGAGACCAGCAAGCUACUGAAUCUCAUCAUCGAAAGGAGGCCUGGCAGUCACAUAGGACAGAUGAAAAUACUGAUACUCCAGGAACCCCCAAAACCCUCAGUGUCCCUUUAGCAACUUCCAGAAGAGCAGUUGCUACUGGCCAGUUACAGGAAUCAGCCACUACAGUUCAGACAGCUUUACUAAACCGCCUGGAGCGAAUUUUCGAAGCAUGUUUUCCUUCCGUACUUGUCCCUGAUGCUGAAGAGGAAGUUACUUCUCUGAAGCACUUGCUGGAAGCAAGCACCUGGCCAGGAAAAACAAAUGAGACCUCAGCUGAGAGCGGGGAACUGCUGGAUGUGUGGACCGAGCUUCAGGAUAUCCACGACGCACAUGGCUUGAGAUACCAGUGGGGUGGCUCCCAUAGCAACAAGAAGCUUUUGUGCUCCUUGGGAAUAGACACCCGAAACAUUCUCUUCACGGGCAAUAAGAAGCAGCCUGUUAUAGUGCCCAUGUAUGCAGCAGGGUUGGGUAUGUUAGAGCCCACCAAGGAACCAUUGAAACCACUAUCUGCUGCAGAAAAAAUAGCUUCCAUCGGUCAGACAACUACCAUGUCACCAGAGAUGAACACAUGUACAUCUGAUCGAUUCCAGGAGUCUCUACCACCCGUCCAGUUUGACUGGAGUAGCAGUGGCCUUACUAACCCUUUAGAUGCUAGUGGAGGUUCCACUCUUCUGAACCUUGAUUUCUUUGGGCCCGUGGAUGACAGUAGCUCUAGCAGCAGCACCACAAUCCCAGGUGUGGAUCCAGAGUUGUAUGAGUUAACAACUUCUAAGCUGGAAAUCUCCACCUCAAGCCUCAAAGUGACUGAUACAUUUGCAAGACUCAUGUCCACGGUAGAGAAGACAAGCACAUCUACCAGGAAACCUAAAAGAGAAGAGCACUUAAGUGAAGAAGCCAUCAAGGUGAUCGCCAGCCUUCCCGACUUAACGUUCAUGCAUGCUAAGGUGUUGAUGUUCCCCGCCACGUUAACGCCUUCCACAGGCUCCCAGGAGAAGACAGACUGGUAACUGUGGUGAAUCAGGCAACUUCAAUUGCUUUUCCUCUCCUCCAUCCCUUCCCUGCCAUCAAAAGCAUACCUACUCUAAUUAAAACACAAAAACAACAAAAUUCAAGUUCAGCUGAUUUGUUGGUAAGCCGCACUAGAAAGGUAUACAUAGUAAUGUAUAUUUAUUUACAUACUGAAGUCCUAAAUUUAUAUUAGAAAAAAAUGUAAAUAAUCAGGGGUGAACAUUUUUGAAGAUUUAUUCUUUUUGUGUUGCUGGGGUGUAUACAUUUAUGUCUUUGUGAAAUACACUGGUGGUGUCCUUCUUACAAAACUUUUGAAAUAAAAAGAAAAUUAAAAACUCAAAUCUCCACUGUCUGUGAAAUCCCCUUCAGUCUUUUCAGAUUGCAUUGAAUGUCCUAUUAAUUUUCCAUCUCUUGUGUUGAAUUUUUGGCUAUCAUAAAUAAGUUCCAAAGUCCCCGUUCACAUUUUUUCUGUUUAAUUUUGUGUGUAGUGGCUUUGUUUCAGAUCUGGCUUCUGUUAACAUUUUCGGGCCCUUUUUUAAUCUUUUCAGUCCGGCAUAUUGCUGCUUGACCUUUUACAAGGUACUUUGAUCAAUUGCUCUUUUGGUGUACGGAAUGGAUCAUCGUCAGAACUUGAUUGGAGGGGUUUAAAGAGAUUGUGUCUGUUUUAAAUUAGUUUGAUUUGAAGAAGGACCAAAUUAUAUGAAUGUCUUACAAUGCAAAUUUAUUUGUUACUGAUCUUUUGUUGUUGUUCUGUUGUACCACUAUUUUUUGAGGAUUUUGCACAGUGUAAAAUGACAUAAUCAUAGAUUGCUAUGGUUUAGGCUGUAUAUACAGUAAAAACUAUGGGUUUUAAAUGUUUGGGGAAAUUCCUAUGGAAAAAAGAGAGAUGCGUAGAAGAACCUCUAACAAGGCUAAUGUGCAUGCCAAGGUCUUUUGAGAUUUCAGUGUGUAAAUUUCCUUUUAGCUUACACAAAAAUAAAAUAAUUUAAAAGAAAUUUAGCCUGGUGUCUUUGUAUUUGGGUACUUGAGGAAAAAUGUAACGAGUUUGGAUGUGAAAUUCUACUAAGUUUUAAUGUAUUUCAGUCUUGAAGAAAUCAUUUGGUAGGGUUUCCACUUGGUUGAACCCAGAAAAGAUUAGCAUCUGGCCCGUAAGGAAUGGAUCGGUACUUAUAGUCGCCGAGCUGUUUUUAGAUGUAGAACAUGAGAUCAUACAUAAAAGAAAUGCCAGCAAUUCAUUAUAACAUAUCUUCAUCAGAGUAUUGGCAACGUAGUGAUUAAAUAAGGAUUUGUAGUGAAUUUUUUUUUCUAAGACGAUAUUUAGAUGAAUUAAGGUGAGCAGAAAAUUUCUAAAAAGUAAUUUUAAAAUAUUGUUAUUAGAUAUUGCUUCAGCAAAAAGUCAUAGGACAUAUUUCAUAAGGAAUAGGCAGCCCAACAGUAGUCCAUCUCAUCUGCAAUGGGAGUGUUCCAGUAGAAUCCUUUCGCACCUCCUUCACUGACAGAUCCCUGUGUUGCCAGGUUAUCACACCAGCCAUUGGACAGUGGCCUGACUUGUCUUUUUCGGAGAAGGCCCUCCUUCCUUCAGAACAGUCCCAAGUCUUCAGGACCCAGUAGACCUGAAUGGAAGGAGAUAACCCAAAAUAUUCCUUGGCAGAACUUAACAUGUUUCAUUAAUUAAAACUUAAAAGGACUACUACAGUAUAUUACAACUAAAUUGUCAUGGCAAACUCUCAACCAACCUAAGUUCAGCCCACUUAGUAGCUGUGUUCUCAUGAGAAAGUUAAUCAACUUCUCUGAGCUUUACUUAUUAUCUAUAAGAAUAGAAAUACUACUACUACCUACCUUGUGGGGUUGGUGUAUUAAAUAACAUAUAAAACACUUGCCACAUGAAUAGACAGUCAAUAAAUGGUAGCCAAAGUGUUGAGUCAGCAAAACCUGUGAACUCUUCAUGGAUUCUGGGUAGAUUGAAGAAGCGGUCACAGGAGAAAGGAUCACUUAAAAUAUCAGAUUAUUGUAGUAUUUAAAAACAACCAAGUGUACUCAUGAAACUGAGCCUGCUUUAAUGACUCACAGAAUAAAUGUUUCAUCUUAUAACCGCUUUUAGAUAAGGGAGAUUUCCCUUUUGUUUGUCAUGUUGGCCCUUGAUGUUUUAAUCACAAGAGGUAUGCUAACACUGGAUUGUCUUGAGAACUAAAAGUGCUCUGCCUUGAACCAGACCAGGGCUUGAAUUGCACCAGAAGGCAAUAGCCGCAUCUGGUCCAGGGAAAGGCCUUCAGCUGCAAACUCAUCUUUGUCAUCAGCUCCUUCUGGUGGCAGCUGCCCACUUGUCGUUCUCAAAGUCAACCAGGAGGACCCUGCAGAGCUGAGGAGAAGAAACCAAGGAGUCAGAGCUCCUAAAGGCCAAAUCACACUCAGCGGAGAUUGGUUUAGCAGUCAGCUUUGUGCCUUUGACAUCUUAAAACCAGCUCACUCCCCCGACAGGCACAUCCCACUGAUGACCAAAUUGAAAAAGCCAUACAGAAUCCCCCUGGUCAGUCCAAGCCAGACUGGCCAGUAUCGGAAAAAAAUGCCCUAAGCUGGGUCAUGUGUCACUACGCUGUCUCAAUGAGUCAUCCUUUUAUAUAGAAACUUGUUCUUCCCACUACAUGAUUAUUGUGUUCUUUAUUUAGAACUUGUCAUCCUUUUGUUCCUUCUUUCUUGAAUCAGGAUUAGGGUUGACUGUGAGUAACAAAACCCAAAAUACUGCAUUUCGUGUAAUAAGACUCAUGUAUUUGUCACAUUUUAACUUCUCUGAAAGUGGAGUGUAUCAUACAAUUGGAUGGGGUGCCCGUUUAAUUGGCAGUAGUUUCUUUUUCUUAGUAUUGCAUAAAAUACUGCAAUGUCUUACACUCAGUGACCGAGCUGAUGAAAAAUGGUAAUUAUGGCUUAAACAGUAGAAGCUUAUUUCUUCUGUAAAAGACUGGAAGAAAGCAGUCUCGGGCUUGCCAAGUGGCUUCAUAAGAUUGUCAAGGACUGAAGCUCGUACUAUCUUGUUGCCCCACCACCCUCUACACACGGUUUCUACUUUACGGCCCUGCCAUAGGGUCCUGCCAUUGUGGAAGAAAAGAUGAAGAAGGGCACACUCCUUCCUGUUAAGGACACUUGCCGUAAUGCAGACACGCUAUUUCCAAUGACAAUCCAUCGGCCAGAACUUAGCUGCAGCGCCAUAUCUAGCUGUAAGAAAGACAGGAAUAUCUUUAUUCUGGGUGGGCAUCUAAAAAUGAAGGAGUUCUAGUACGAAGGAAGAAGGAGAGAACAGGUGUCAGUGGAGCAACCAGAAGUCUGGGCAAUCCCUAUUUUUCACUUCUCUGCCUAGACUAGCCGUAUUUCACUGCAAAAACAUAAUACAUACAGAAAUGAAUCCCGGGAUCAGAGUCUCAGGCUGCUGUCCCUCAGACCAGAAAUAUUACCUUCCUGGUGCCUUUCCAAGGAGAAAAGAAUCCAUAGAGGGCAGCCCAGGAUGGCCUGGCACCUUGGAGGAACAAAUGCUAAGACAAGUCGUGGGUGGAAGUCGAGAGGAGCCU
Molecule: messenger RNA, 6619 nt
Organism: Trichechus manatus latirostris (Florida manatee)
Lineage: Eukaryota; Metazoa; Chordata; Mammalia; Sirenia; Trichechidae
Gene: AFTPH
Product: aftiphilin
Exons: 10
Coding region: 251-3058 (935 amino acids)
Biological process (GO): intracellular transport
Cellular component (GO): AP-1 adaptor complex; trans-Golgi network membrane
Molecular function (GO): clathrin binding
Source: RefSeq, a predicted model, not a curated record